This is a messenger RNA of Rhinichthys klamathensis goyatoka, 2760 nucleotides long. RefSeq names its product solute carrier family 47 member 1 (gene slc47a1). Gene Ontology annotation, molecular function: xenobiotic transmembrane transporter activity; antiporter activity. Gene Ontology annotation, biological process: xenobiotic detoxification by transmembrane export across the plasma membrane. Lineage: Eukaryota; Metazoa; Chordata; Actinopteri; Cypriniformes; Leuciscidae. The transcript is spliced from 17 exons. Gene Ontology annotation, cellular component: membrane. The coding region runs from base 240 to 2168 and encodes 642 amino acids. The record is from RefSeq and is a predicted model, not a curated record.
AGGGAAUUAUAAAGAGCUUGCUUGUGACCUGCCUCUCUGCGACUGAAGGCAGCAGGUUGCUUAAUCAGUGCCCCAGCACAAUUUUAUUUGAUUGUUUCUGCCUCCAUGGACUGAUAACAACAUUUUAUGACAAAUCGCUGCUGGAGAGAAGCGGUCUCAUUCCAAUAUCGCUCCUAUUAUUCUCUCUGUCUCGCUCUUUCCUCACCCUCUUCUCUUAUUUUUUUGCACUCAGCGGCUGAAUGGAUAAAGCUGGGAUGCCUGAGGCUUGUGGCCCCCUGGCAAGCAAUGAACAAAUCACCGAGGCAACAGCACCCAGUUCUAAACUGUUCAGCUGCAGCUGUGUGCGUCGAUGGGUUCCCCUGGCCUACAGAGAGGAGCUCUACCAAGUCCUGCUCCUGACUGGGCCCCUGCUCGUCUCCAGGAUCUUAAACUUUCUACUGCCAUUCGUCAUCACAAUAUUCUGUGGUCACCUAGGAAAUGCUGAAUUGGCUGGAUAUGCCCUGGCUUCUGCGACUCUUAAUGUGACCACAACAGCCACUGGAUGCGGUCUGGCCCUUGCAUGUGACACACUCGUCUCUCAGACAUUUGGCAGUAAGAACCUUAAGCGUGUGGGGGAAAUUCUCCAGAGAAGCAUACUCAUCCUCUUACUCUUCUGUCUGCCAUGCUGGGCCAUACUCAUCAACGCUGAGUCAAUACUCCUCACCCUGAAGCAAGAGCCGGAGGUGGCCAGGAUUGCACAGCUGUAUGUUAUGGCGUUCCUUCCUGCUGUUCCUGCCAUGUUUCUGCACCAUCUGCAGGUGUCUUAUCUGCAAAACCAGGGCAUCAUCCUGCCCCAGAUGUACACUGCAGUGGCUGCCAACAUUUUAAACGUAGCAACAAACUACAUCCUUCUUCACUCAAUGAAGCUGGGAGUGAAGGGCUCUGCUGUAGCCAACAGUUUCUCACAGAUCUCCAUCUGCCUCCUGCUGUUUGCGUACAUACGCUGGAAAAAGCUGCAUGUGAAGACAUGGGAUGGCUGGUCUAGAGCAUCACUGCAGGAGUGGGGCUCUUACAUGAAACUGGCCAUUCCCAGCACUCUCAUGCUAUGUUUUGAGUGGUGGGUCUAUGAGAUCGGAGGUUUCCUUGCAGGAAUGCUCGGAGAAGUGGAUCUUGGUGCUCAACAUGUGUUGCUGGAGGUGGGGGCCAUUACUUACAUGUUUCCAUUAGGUGUGCAUGCAGCCGCUUGUGUGCGUGUGGGAAACGCGCUGGGAGCUGGAGACACUAACAGGGCCCUGAUCACCAGUAAAGUGACUCUCGUGAUCUCCGGAGUUUUGGCUGUUUUACAGGGAAUCGUGAUGGGUUGCUCAAAGUCAGUAGUGGGCUACAUCUUUACCUCUGAUGAGAGCAUAGUGAAGAUUGUCUCAGAAAAUCUCACCCUGUACGUCUUCCUGCAGUUUUUUGAUGCUCUUGUGUGUGUGUGUUCAGGGAUUCUUCUGGGUGCUGGGAAGCAGAAAAUAGCAGCACUGUCCAACUUGAUCUGUUACUACUGCAUUGGGUUACCAGUGGGAAUAUCACUGAUGUUUCUGGCCGAGCUCAGGAUACUUGGUCUGUGGCUUGGUCUCUUGAUUUGUGUCAUUAUUCAAACCUGUUUCUUCACCACUCUCAUCUUCAAGCUCGACUGGAAGAAAGCAACAGAGCAGGCCCUGAAACGUGCAGGCAAACAUGCAAAAGUUGUGUGUGUCCAAAAGGCGCCGUCGAUAGGACAGUCAGUCAUCGAUACACUAGUUUCUGAAGGGGAGGAAAGCGCGCAGCAAACACCUGAUUUUGGGGCUUCAGCAAGUAUACCUGAACCUUGGGAUGACAUAACUGGAAACAAAGCCCAGCUAACAAGUAAUAGCUCUGAAGCGGCUGGCUAUGUACAAGUUAGUACUCAGGAGCAGGGUAAACUAGUGAUGGAGAGUGAAUCUGGAGAAGCUCGACUUAAAGUAUUGCUCUCUACGAACCAGCUUGUGCUUAGACGGGGACUCACACUGUUGACCACCGUCCUGAUCCUGAUAGCUGGAAUAGCUGUGCAUGUAGCUUGUCCUCUUCCAGAAAGUUUUAUUCGACGUCAGAGCAACCUAACAAUGGAUUCAAAGAUUUUUUCCACCCUUAACACAUUCCUCAACACCACAGCAAGCUCACUCUAACUUGAUCCAUCUUACCAAGGCCCCAAUUAAAAAAGAAAAAGAAAAAAAGGUUGGGAUCGUGACUGGGUCAAUCCAUCCAAUCUAUACAAGGAGGACAUAGGCGAAUCAGCCAAAUACCGGCAAAAUGAUAUUCGCAGUAUUAUUUAAGAGAAAAAAAAAUUACAUCUCUGCCAGAUCGUAGGCUUACAGAAGGGGAUUUCUCUGAACGUACAAUAUGGACAAAUUUUCUGGGACAGUCUCCAGCCCAACUGUCUAGGCCAAAAUACAGCUGCAUAAGACUACUGAAAAGAGCAUUACUUAUUGUUCACUAUAUAUUAUUUCAUUUCUUAGUGAACAAAUUUUACAUUUUAAACAAUUUUUUAUAUAUCUGUUUAUAUGAUGCAGAUUAUAAGGUUGUAGUUUUCCUUGUUAAUGUAUUUAUCAUAUCAAAGUAAAGCAAAAAGUAAAAAACUAUUAAAAUCAUUCUUUACCAUUUUCUUUUAGGCAAGCAUUUAAAGCUACACCAUGCAAUUUUUGAUAAAAAAAGAAAAUGAUAAUAAGCAAAUACACUGUCAAAUGCACAUUCACCCGUGCAUGUCACAUCAUAUCCAUA